AUGUUUUACCGAGUUGCUCUUCAUUCUAUCCUGCUGCUUAGUGCAGCCAUAACGACCGCUCAGGCAUGGCAGCAGUCUGAUGAUGGCGACGUUUGGGAGCCUCCAUAUCCUCAGCGAUGCCAACCGGACCCCUGCGCCAACAUAACUUUCUCCAACGCAUCCUAUGUCUGCGGUAAUUCAAGCCUAGGUCCGAUCAAACUUCCUAGAUAUUUUCCUCUUUCGACAGAGUUGGCGACGUAUGCCCGAUUUGGCGAUCUUUGCCCGUACGAAUUCCUUGAGAAGUGGACAUACCCCAAUAACGAUUCGUACCACUAUCCUCUUCAGAAUGGAUUCGUGUAUGAAAGUUCUGGAAGAAGAAUUUCGGGCGAUGUCAUCCUCCCAGUUGGCCGAAAGGUUGACCGCUUUGGUGGUGAAGGUGGCAACUUCUUUAGCCCCUUGGGUGCGCCUUACAUUGAAAGGGCGUUGCCCCCCUACAAUUUAGACAACAAUGACGGCGAUUAUCCAUACAACUAUCAUGUUUACGAGGUGAUUAAGGAGCUUCCGGUCACUCUUGGGCCAGUUGCGCCAUGGUUUGAACAACCUGGGAUGGGAACACAAUUCACCCAUCCCCUCAAUAUGUCCGCGCUGGUAGACAUGAAAUAUCUAAGACGUCUGGAAAGGUCCGAGUAUGACAACAAAGCAGACUUUGCGGACAAUUACACGCCCGGGCCAAAUAGCUAA
This is a messenger RNA of Penicillium lagena, 720 nucleotides long. RefSeq names its product TNT domain-containing protein. Bases 1 to 720 code for a protein of 239 amino acids. The record is from RefSeq and is a predicted model, not a curated record. Lineage: Eukaryota; Fungi; Ascomycota; Eurotiomycetes; Eurotiales; Aspergillaceae. The transcript is spliced from 2 exons.